AUGUAUCUGGAUCGCCGUGUAUUUCUAAAGAAGGAGCUCCUUCACGUGCAGAAUCGGUGCCUCGAGCUGGGCUUACCCCUCACGAGGAUCCGGCGCAGCAGUUCCGCCGCCUUGGACGACGUCCGCCCGUCUGCGUUUGACGGCACCGACGAGACCCCGCCAUCCGGAAACACUCCCCUCCAUUAUCCGGAGAGCCUCACGCCCAACGCGGACGGACAUGUGACGCCGGAACACAGCGGGGGGGAGGAAGGUGCUAGUAUUACUACUAGUAUUACUACUACCCAGCCACCGCAAUAUGUCGAGGGGUAUGUUAGUGGGAUUUCGGUGCAAUUGCCCAGUUCAAAGGCGACGACGGGGCCGCUGCCUCGAGCUGAAUUCACGACCCAAUUGACGUCGGCGUUGUCGGCUUUGUCCAGAACCCAGCAGAAGCCAAUCACAGAGCUGCACAAGCCCCAACAGCCAAUCACAGAGCUCAAGAAGCAGCCCCAGCAGCCAAUCAAAGAGCUGCACAAGCCCCAACAGCCAAUCAAAGAGUUCAAGAAGCAGUCCCAGCACCCAAUCACAGAGUUCAAGAAGCAGUCCCAGCACCCAAUCACAGAGUUCAAGAAGCAGUCCCAGCACCCAAUCACAGAACUGCACAAGCAGCCCGAGCAGCCAAUCACAGAACUGCACAAGCAGCCCCAGCAGCCAAUCACAGAGCUGCAGAAGCAGCCCGAGCAGCCAAUCACAGAACUGCACAAGCCCCAGCAGCCAAUCACAGAACUGCACAAGCCCCAGCGGCCCAUCAUAGAGCUGCACAAGCCCCAGUGGCCAAUCACACAGUUCAAGAAGCCCAAGCAGCCAAUCUCAGACCUGCAAAAGCCCAAGCAGCCAAUCACAGAACUGCAAAAGCCCGAGCAGCCAAUCACAGAACUGCAAAAGCCCGAGCAGCCAAUCACAGAGCGCAAGACGCCCCAGGAGCCAAUCAUAGAGCUACAGCAGCAGCCAAUCCCAGUCGAAGACGAGGAAUCGUCUCGGCCGUCGUCCGUGUACAGCUUGAACGACUCGGAAGUGGGUGACACGAUCAGCGUUUGCUCGGAAGACGAAGCAUGCCCGCCGCCAAACAAGGUGGACGCGCUCAAGGCGGAUUUGCGCCAAGUGGUGGCGCAGAUCGCCCAAGCCGCAAAAGACAAACACUCGUCCGUGGCCACCAAACUCAUGAAGGCGCGCAACCAGAUCAAGUCGGAACUGGCCCUCGCCCAAGACGAGAUGCAAUUGGACGCUAUCAAGCACGAACUGCGCGAAGUGGUAGCCCGGAUAACCGAGGCGACGAACCACGGCGAUCAGGCGGGCGUGGACCACUGGAUGCAGCGGCGGGCUGCGCUCAAGCUCCAAUUGAAAGCUGUCCACGAAUCCCUCGACAAAACGCAGCGCCAAGCCAAGCCACUCGACGUGCUCAAAACCGAACUGCGUGCGGUGGUGACGAAUCUGCAGCGGCCGCACUUGACGGACGACGAGAUGGCGCUGUUGAUGGCUCAAAAGACCGAGCUCAAGGCCGUGAUCAUGGCCAAACAACCCCCCCGAAACCCCUCCGACAUCGACGGGCUCAAGGCCGAGCUGCGCAAAGUCGUAUCCAACAUCACUCUGGCGUCGAAAGAGCGCGAUGAUGCGCUCGUGGAUAAGCUCAUGCGGCGGCGGGCGGAUCUCAAGGCCGCGCUCGCUAAAGCGCAGGACUCCGAGCAGAAGCGGACGUCGGAUCAUCGGCCGAGUCGGAGUAGCACGGCUGCGUCGACGUCGCUGCAUUCCGUGGCAGAUCCCGCCGGGUCGUUUGUGAAAAAGUUGCAGGCGGCGGCGUCGUUGGUGGGGAACCCCGAAACCCCGAAACCCCGAACCCCCAAACACCAAAAUUCGCUGUCGUUUCUGAGCCACAACCAGCAACCCCAGAACGAGUCGUUUCGAAGCAACUCUGGUGGAGGGGGGGGAUCCUUGUCCAGCAAUUCGCUGCACGACGACACGUCCGACUCGAGUUCGAGUUCCUUUACCAUGUCCGAAGCCAAAGUGGCUCAAAAUGCCCUGCAUGCGUUCAAGACCGAACUGGCCAAUAUCCAGCAUGCGAUGGAGAAAACCACCAAUGAACGAAAGAUGAAGAAAUUGCUCGAACAACGUGCAGAUAUGAAGGCUCGGAUCGCGGCCACCGAGGAGCAACUCCGCCCACAUGCGGCGUCCGUGCCGCCAUUGGACCUGGAAUGGGAUCUUUCCCAAGUUAAAAAAUAUACGCAAGGCCUGCAACACGAGCUGCGUGAUAUUGUGGCGCGAAGUGACGAGAGCGCGACGAGUCCCCAGCUAAAAGCCCGUCGAGCCGAGUUGAAGGCGGCGAUUCACACAGCUUUUGACCGCAUUGCGCUGCUCCAGGAAGAAGCAACGAUCCGAGACAUACAAAUCCCCAUACUAAGUCCGCAUAUGACCAAGGACGAGCUCACGGCCCACAUCGAAAUACUCAAGAAAGAGCUGCGCCAAGUGGUCACAAGUAUCGCGCAGACGACUGCAGCAGGCGCGAAAUCCAAGCUAAAGUCUCAGCGAAGUUCGAUCAAAUAUCACUUGGCCAUGGCCCAAGAUAAGCUGGCCAUGGUAUCGCAGUCUACUACUUCGCAAGCCGCCGCCGCCACCCCGAAACCCCGAAACCCCAAAUCCCCUCAAGACGACGUGAAAAUGCUAGAGUCUUAUAUCGACUCGCUCAAAGCCGACUUGAAGGUCGUGGUGAUGCACAUCACGCAGACGGCGGACGUCCCGACCGUCCACGCGAUGCACCUCCGCCGUCGGAAUGACCUCAAGCAGAACCUCCGCACAGCUCAAGACCAGCUUUUAGCUCUAACAGACUCUCGGUCUUCAAGCCACGGAUCCUCCAACAUGGACUCUGGCCUUGUGCUGGAUGCGCUCAUGACGUCGCGCAUGACGCAAGUGUACCAGAAUGUAUCGGAGAAAUCAGGGUAUUUGGAGUGGAUGCCCCAGACCCUCAAGCUAUUUCGAGGCGGAAAAGUCGUGUGGGUCCGCCUUGAAACCAGCGGCUGCCUCCUCUGGUUCAAGAGCCCCACAGAUCAAAAGGUCCGGGGGAUGGUGGACCUGGCCGCCACCGCCGCCCGCAGCGUCCAAGUCGCGUACGCCGACACCAACUUGGUCACGAUUUCCAUCUUGAGCCCGGGAAUGCUCUCCAAUCAUCAAGAGAUCAUGCACUUUCGCGCCACGUCCGAGCACGAAGCGCGGGGAUGGGUGGAUGUCCUUGGUGAGACCGUCGAGGUCCUCGCGAGGCAAUUUCCCCACCAAAACCAAACCGAACUGUUUGGGCGUAAUUCGGUCGUGUAUUAAAUACUAGUAUAACUUAACAACCAGAGACUCGGUGAAUGAUAUAUUAAGUACUAUUAUAUGAGUAUUAUUAAUAAUAGUAUUCAUUCU
Molecule: messenger RNA, 3429 nt
Organism: Aphanomyces astaci
Lineage: Eukaryota; Oomycota; Saprolegniomycetes; Saprolegniales; Verrucalvaceae
Exons: 7
Coding region: 1-3342 (1113 amino acids)
Source: RefSeq, a predicted model, not a curated record